Molecule: messenger RNA, 324 nt
Organism: Rhinocladiella mackenziei CBS 650.93
Lineage: Eukaryota; Fungi; Ascomycota; Eurotiomycetes; Chaetothyriales; Herpotrichiellaceae
Exons: 1
Coding region: 1-324 (107 amino acids)
Molecular function (GO): oxidoreductase activity
Source: RefSeq, a predicted model, not a curated record
AUGCCUUUCCACACAACCGUCCUCUACCCCAACGACCCGGACACCAAGUUCGACAUGUCGUACUACCUCAAAACGCACAUGCCACUCGUCAUGCAACACUUCGGCAAGCACGGCCUGAAGGGAUACGAAGUUACCGAGUACGGUCCUGGAGGUGACGGCGCGAAACCCCCUUACUGCACGGGAUGCACUUUGAAAUGGGACAGCCCCGAUCAAGUGGGCGCGGCCGUGGGUUCACCAGACUCGAAGCCCGUGUUUGACGAUAUCCCGAAUUUCAGCAACAAGGAACCCAUCUUUAUGGGUGGUGCAGUUGUGGAUGCGAAAUGA